GAAAAGUUUUAAUAGAAAGAACAUCUUUUGCUGAGAAGGGACUUUAUCUAAACUACAACGGACAGGCACAAAAAACAGGUUGUAUUUAUUUUUAGCCUUCUUUGAAUUCUUCUUCUUCAUUGAAUUAGUAGCACGUGGCAGCCGGCUCUUCUGCAGGACACAGAGGAGUGAGGUCAUACAGUGAUUUGUUCUUCUUUGGUGUAGUUGUCACUGUUUAGUCAUACGUUGUGAGUCAUAUUAAGGAAACACAAUGGUUGCUGGAAUGUUAAUGCCCCUUGAUAACCUGAGAGCAAUCUUUGAGCAUCUCUUUCGGGAUGGUGUCAUGGUGGCCAAGAAAGACAAGCGUCCCCAGACCAAGCAUCCUGAGAUUCCUGGUGUGGAUAACCUGCAGGUGAUCAGAGUUAUGGGCUCACUGAAGUCCAGGGGAUAUGUGAGGGAGACCUUUGCAUGGAGGCAUUUUUACUGGUACCUUAGUAACACAGGAAUUGUUUACUUGCGCAAUUACCUUCAUUUGCCUUCAGAGAUCGUGCCUACACCACUACAGAGAGUACGCCGGCCAGCUGCCACUCUGGCCAUCGCCCCAAGGGGGGCACGGGUACAAGCUGUUCAGGGUCCAACUUCUUAUGUUCCCAAACCAGUCAAGAUGGGCGCAGAAAAACAAGAGGCUAUACAGGAUCGACAAGAAUACCGCCACAAAAUGACGAGUACUGAUGAGGAGGAGAGGAUUGAAUCCAAUGAGAGAUCACCAAGAUUUAGAGGCCGUUCAAUAGCUAGCAGUCAGAGACCCAAAGGAUCAUGGGAACCCAGGGACCAACCCAAACUUUCUCACGGUUACACUGAAGAGAUGGAACCAAGUGUCAGAAAGAAAGUUUCUAUGCAUACAGUCUCCCAAAUGCCUCCUAUUGUAACUCACCAUGUCAAGCCAGUUAAACAGGAAAAGAUGAAGGAAAUGGAACUCAGGGAAUGUAUCAAGACAGCACAAGAGCAAAAAACACAAAAGCUUAGUGUCAGCUCGGAUGUGCCAAGUGUUUCAUCAGCAGUGGAGACAAUAGAAGUGGAUUCCCCCCUAUCUGUUUCUACUAAAGCAGUAAAAGAAAAACACAUAGAAAUGCUGUUUACAAAGGAAACAACACCCACAAAAACUACCAAUAGCAAAACGGCUAAGGAUGCAUCUCAGCCUAUUUUCUCAAAACUAAAUUUGGAAAAAACUGAGAAAACAGUCACUAGAAAUGUGCAAGAUGUGCCAGCUGUUUCUUUGUUACCUACGGACGCCAUCAAAGAAAAACCCAAGGAAGAGGUGUUUAUCAAGGUCAUUCAGAAAACCACCUCCACAGUAACAGUUGAUAGCAAAAUUACUAAAGAUGCUCCUCAACACAUUUCCUCAAAGCCAAAGGAGGAGAAAACAGUUGUGGCUAAAGAUGUGCAGAAUAUAUCAAAUGCUGAGACAAAUAUAGGGGAAUCCUCUACGUCUUCUGUCCCCACUGAAGCAGUCAAAGAAAAACACAAAGAGGAGAUGUUUAUGAAGGUUUCUCAGAAAACCACAUCCACAAGAGAUAGCAAAACCACUAAGGAUGAUGCUCAUUCUACUUCUUCAAAACUGAAGGUGGAGAAAACACAAAAAAAUGUUGAGGGCAUAAAUAACCAGGAUAGACCAACAGCGGAGUCAGUUGCAGUAAAAUCCUCCGUGUUUUCUGUCCCCAUUGAAGCAGUAAAAGAAAAACCCAAGGAUAUGGUGGGUUUAAAAAUCUCUCAGGAGACCGCAUUCAUGGGAAGAAAUGAUAGUAAAAUGAAAAAGAAUGCUUCUCAACCUAUUUUCUCAAAGCCAGAAGUGGACAAAAAACAGAAAACAUUGACUAAAAAUGUGCAGAAUGUUCCAACUGUUUCUUCAUCACCUACUGAGGUCAUCAAAGAAAAAAACAAGGAAGAGGUUUUUAUCAAAGUCUCUCAGGAAAUCACAAACACAGAUGAAAUGGCUAAGGAUGCUCCUGAUCCUACUCCUUUAAAACCAAAGGAAACACAGAAGAGUCUGGACAUGCCAAAUGUUUCAUCAACAGCUGUUUCAGUAAAAGUGGAAUCCUCCAUGUUUUUUUCUGACCCUGUCGAAGCAGCCAAAGAAAAACCCAAGGAGGAGAUCGAUUUAAAGGUUUCUCAGAAAACCAUGGUAAAAGGUGAUAAGGAUGCUUCUCAUUCUACUUCAAAACUGAAGGUGAUGAAAACACAGAAAACAGUUUUGACCAAAAAUGUUCACGAUUUGCCAACCGUUUCAUCAACGGCAGAGACAGUUACAGCGGAAUCCUCCAUGUUUACUGAGGUGCCUAUACAAUCCUCUCACGAAAACACAUCCACUGUUGAUAACAAAAUCACUAAUGAUACUCCUAAUCCAACUUCCUCAAAACCAAAGGUGGAUAUAACAAAGAUUACAAUGACCGAAACUGUAAAUGAACAAUCUUUCAGUAAUAAAAAAACAGCAAUUGCAGUGGAUAUCUCUAUUGCACCAAAUCAUUGGCCUUCCGUUCAUGCGGCUGGUUUGACAAUGAACAAUUCUGAAAAGAAAUUUGAUAUUAAUUUGCCACAUCAAGCUCCUGAGCUUUCAUUUAAGAAGAUUGUCAGUAAUUCAGCUACAACACCAGUGCCGCCCAUAACAUCUACCAAUGUUAAGAUGAUUAAUAAUCAACAGAAACAGCCUGUUUCCCAAAAGGCUGAGGAAGUCCAAGAAACAUCCAAGAGUCAAACUACGCUGCCAAAAGUUCAUGAAAAGGUAGACAUUCCUGAUGCCAUUUCUACUGCUGAGGUCAUAACAAAGGUUAGGGGUCACAAGGCCAAAUCUCAGUCCCUAUCUACACGUACUGACACCAGUAAGACAGUAAUAAUAGAACAAACUGCAAUACAAUUGGAAUAUAUAGCAGCAGCACCAAAACCAAUUGAUUCCAUUCAACAACAACCAUCAUCUGGAAAACUGACUGAGGAACUGAAUGUUGCUGGUGAAACUAAAGCUGCGAUGAACAAGGAUCUAGGUGCCUCAAAGCCUUCGAAAGGAAAGAAAAAAAAACAUAAAUCAGCUGACAAAACUCUUGUUUUAAAACCAUCCCCUGUUGUUGAUACAGAAGCAACACUUGUGAAAACAACAGCUCAAGAUGCCAGUAAUGUCGACCUGCCAAAGGUCGAAGCCCCAGAGCAAGUUGAAACAAAUGAAUCUGCAAGGACAUCCUUUAAAGAAAUGCACAUUGUGGAGAGCACACAGUCAACAGCUGUACAGAAUGAGGCCCCGACUCACAAAAAAGAGGUGGAGCCUGCUCAGCCCUUGGCUGAAAAAUGGAAGGUUCAGAAAAAAAAGACAUCCUCUGCAAAGAGACAGUGGGAAGCACCGGCAGCCGUAGCGUCAGCAGCAACAGCAACAGCCUCAAUUCAGUCCAACCCCCUCCCUGACCACAGGGAACCUCCCAGUGUUGCACAACACUCUGCCUCUCCUGACACACAUCAGAGUAAAGUCAGGCAGAACAGGCUAUCGGAUAGCAAGGCCCCUGCACAGCCUGGCCACACUGGCUCUCUUCCCGCUGAAGAGCUCACCUGCGACACACAAAAGCAGCCCAUAGACGACGCCAUGCGGAAGAAGAUCGUUGUGGUGGAAGAAGUGAUUGAAGUGCAACAUAUAGCCAGUCCUGGUGCAGAACAACCUGUUGCACCCCUUCUGCCAGAGGUUGCAGAGGAUGAUUUGGACUAUGACGUCUUGGAAGAAUUGGCCAUAGAACGUGGCAUCCUGCAGAGUCCUGAAAAUGAGACUUUUUGGGAUCAUUCACUACAAGAGCCUGAGCAAAAAACCUUCCCCAACUUCAUAGAAGAUGAACGGGACAGAGUACAAAAAAAGACUUUCACAAAAUGGAUUAACAAACAUCUGAUAAAGGCACAGCGUCAUGUGAAUGACCUGUAUGAAGAUCUCAGAGAUGGACAUAACCUGAUCUCCCUGCUGGAGGUCCUCUCGGGGGAGACACUGCCUCGUGAGAGGGGACGCAUGAGAUUCCAUAAACUUCAGAAUGUACAGAUAGCACUGGAUUUCCUCAAACACAGACAGGUCAAGUUGGUGAACAUCAGGAAUGAUGAUAUUGCUGACGGAAACCCAAAGCUGACGUUGGGUCUCAUAUGGACCAUCAUACUCCACUUCCAGAUUUCAGAUAUCCAGGUGAGUGGUCAGUCAGAUGAUAUGUCAGCAAAGGAGAAGUUACUCCUGUGGUCCCAGCGUAUGGUGGACGGUUACCAGGGCAUUCGCUGUGAAAACUUUACCACAAGCUGGAGGGACGGAAAACUUUUCAAUGCUGUCAUACACAAACACGAGCCCAGGCUUAUCGACAUGUCGAAGGUGUAUCGUCAGACCAACAUGGAGAACCUGGAACAAGCCUUUUCUGUGGCAGAGCAACAACUUGGGGUCACACGACUGCUUGACCCAGAGGAUGUGGAUGUGCCCCAUCCUGAUGAGAAGUCAAUAAUCACGUAUGUGUCCUCUCUCUAUGAUGCUAUGCCACGUGUUCCUGAUGUCCAGGAUGGUGUUAAGGCCAGUGACCUGGAAAUGUGCUGGCAUGAAUACUAUGAGCUGGUUACCAUUCUAUUCAAGUGGAUCAGACAUCAUGUCAUUAUCUUUGAGGAGAGGAAGUUCCCCGGCAGCUAUGAAGAGAUUGAGAUUCUGUGGCGUCAGUUUCUGAAGUUUAAAGAAACAGAGCUGCCUACCAAAGAGUCUGAUAAGAUCCGCUCCAAACACCUUUAUCAGUCCUUUGAGAGUGCGGUUCAUGCUGGUCAGAUUAAAGUGCCCCCGGGUUACCACCCAAUUGAUGUUGAGAAAGAAUGGGGGCGACUCCACGUAGCCAUUCUAGAGAGGGAGAGACUGCUCAGAAUAGAGUUUGAGAGGUUAGAACGUCUCCAGCGGAUUGUCAGUAAAGUGCAGAUGGAGUCAGGCGUGUGUGAGGAACAGCUCAACCAGCUUGAGUCUCUACUUCAGACUGAUAUCCGACUCCUUAAUGCAGGUAAACCAGCCAAGCACACAACUGAGAUGGAGAGGGAUCUGGACAAAGCCGAUGGAAUGAUCCGCCUCCUCUUUAAUGACGUUCAGCUUCUUAAAGAUGGUCGCCACCUGCAAGCUGAGCAGAUGUAUCGCAGGGUCUACCAUUUGCAUGAGCGCUUGGUGAACUUGUGUAGCGACUACAAUCUAAGGUUCAAGGGACAACGUGGACGGCCCGAGCUGGAUGAGGUUACCCUACGCUAUGCACAGGACCUGUUGGCCUGGGUGGAGGAGAACCAGCGAAGGAUCGAAACCGCUGAGUCGGGCAUUGAUCUGCCCUCUGUAGAGUCUCAACUGGGCAGUCAUCGUGGUCUUCACCAAACCAUUGAAGACUUUAAAGCUAAGAUUGAGCGAGCACGAGCAGAUGAGAAUCAGCUCUCACCUUCCAGUAAAGCCACGUACAGAGAAUGUCUGGGCAAACUGGAUCUGCAGUACAACAAGCUGUUGAACUCCUCCAAGACCCACUUGAGGAAUCUGGACCAGCUGUACAUCUUUGUCAGCGCAGCCACAAAGGAACUGAUGUGGCUUAAUGACAAAGAGGAAGAGGAAGUAAAUUACGACUGGAGCGAACGCAACACCAACAUGAGUACAAGGAAAGAGAACUACUCAGGACUCAUGCGUGAACUAGAGUUUAGAGAGAAAAAAGUCAAUGACAUCCAGGCCAGUGGAGACAGACUCAUCAAAGAUGGUCAUCCAGGCAAGAAGACUGUUGAGGCCUUCACAGCAGCUCUGCAGACCCAGUGGAGCUGGAUCCUCCAACUGUGCUGUUGUAUUGAAACUCAUCUCAAAGAGAACACCGCUUACUUCCAGUUCUUUGCUGAUCUGAAAGAAGUGGAGGAGAAGAUGAAGAAGAUGCAGGAGACCAUGAAGAAGAAGUACAUGUGUGACCGCACAACUACUGCCACCCGUUUGGAAGACUUACUUCAGGAUGCUGUCGAGGAAAGAGAGCAGCUGAACGAGUUUAAGAAUGACAUCGCUAACUUGAACAAGAGAGCCAAAACCAUUAUACAGCUGAAGCCCCGGGACGCAACCGCCCCCUUCAAAGGCAAACUUCCCAUUCAGUCAGUGUGUGACUUCAAACAGAUGGAGAUCACAAUGCACAAAGGGGACGAAUGCGCUCUCAUCAAUAACUCACAGCCCUACAAGUGGAAAGUUCUGAACCGUUCAGGCGAUGAGGCUCUUGUACCAUCGGUUUGCUUCCUCGUGCCACCUGUCAACAAGCAGGCUGUGGAGAGUGUGUCCAGUCUUGAUGCUAGUCAUCAGCAGAUACUGGUUCUGUGGCAGAAACUGCAUUGCGACCUGAGAACUUUGCUAUCCUGGCAAUACCUGAUGAAAGACAUUCAGCUCAUUCACUCCUGGAACAUCACAGUGUUCAAGACAAUGAAGCCAGAUGAGUACCAGUUGAUCUUGCGGAACCUUCAGCUUCACUAUCAGGAGUUUCUGAAGGACAGCACAGAAUCAAAGCUCUUUGAUUCAAAGGAGUACAUGCGAAUCGAGAGGGACUACAAGGACACAACACAGCAUUUCGACAACCUGCUCUGCACCCUGGAGAAAGGUGAGCAGAAUGAGUCCAUCUGUAAGAACUACAUCACUCAGAUUAGAAGCAUACGGCUGCAGAUUGAGGACUGUGAUUCUCGCACUGUGACCCGUAUCCGACAGUCUUUAGAUAAGGAUCCACUCAGAGACUGCAUCCAGAAGACUGCUGAACAGAGGAAAGUGCAUGGGGAGCUUGAGGGUAUUAAGAAGAACCUUGAUAAUGUAGCAAAGAAAGCUGAGGAGCUCUUGGCCUCUCCAGAGCAGUCCAGUACUCCAGUGCUGCGCUCAGAACUGGAUAUCACCCUACAAAAGAUGGACCAAAUCUACAACCUGUCCUCUGUGUACUUGGAGAAGCUUAAGACUAUAGAACUUGUGAUCCAGAACACACAAGGGGCUGAAGAUGUUGUGAAGAAAUAUGAGACUCGCCUGCGUGAGGUUCACACUGUUCCUUCAAACAUCCAAGAAGUGGAGAACUACUGUUCUGAGCUCAAGAAAAUGCAUGUGGACGCAAAAACUCAACAGCCAGUGAUUGAUGGUAUGGAGAGCGAGAUGUCCAAAGCCACAGUUGUCAGUCAGCAUAUGGUAAAGAUUCACACAGAGCGUGAUGCUGAGCUAGACCACUACAGACAGUUCCAGAGCAGUCUGCAGGAACGCUGGCGUGCCGUAUUUGCCCAGAUCGACCUGCGUCAGCGUGAGCUGGAACAGCUGGGACGUCAUUUGGGCUACUACAGGGAGAGCUAUGACUGGCUUAUCCGCUGGAUUGCAGAUGCCAAACAGCGUCAGGAGAAGAUCCAGGCAGUGCCUAUCGUUGACAGCAAAACACUGAAAGAACAGCUGGCACAGGAGAAGAAACUUCUAGAGGAGAUCGAGAAAAACAAAGAGAAAGUGGAUGAGUGUCAGAAAUAUGCCAAAGCUUACAUUGAUACUAUUAAGGAUUAUGAACUACAGUUGGUAGCUUAUAAAGCUCAUGUUGAACCCUUACUGUCUCCUUUGAAGAAAAACAAGAUGGAAUCUGCCUCAGAUAACAUCAUUCAAGAGUAUGUAACCCUGAGGACUCGCUAUAGUGAACUGAUGACAUUGACUAGUCAAUACAUUAAGUUCAUCACAGACUCGCAACGCCGUCUAGAGGACGAGGAGAAAGCAGCUGAGAAACUUAAAGAGGAAGAAAGGAAAAAAAUGGCUGAGAUGCAGGCAGAGUUAGAAAAACAGAAGCAGCUAGCUGCAGCUCAUGCCAAGGCCAUUGCCAAAGCGGAGCAAGAGGCAAAUGAACUCAAGCUCAUGAUGCAGCAGGAGGUUAGCAAACGAGAGAUUGUUGCAGUGGAUGCUGAAAGGCAGAAACACAACAUCCAGCAGGAACUUCAUGAGCUCAGAAACCUCUCAGAGCAACAGAUCAAAUCAAAGAGUCAGCAAGUGGAGGAGGCUCUGCUAUGCCGGACCAAAAUAGAGGAAGAGAUCCGCAUCAUAAGACUUCAGCUGGAAACCACAGUGAAACAAAAGUCCACUGCGGAGGAUGAGCUGAACCAGCUUAGGGACAAGGCUACAGAGGCAGAUAGACUUCGCAAGGCAGCUCAGGAGGAGGCUGAGAAACUUCACAAGCAAGUUAAUGAAGAGACCCAAAAGAAACGUCUGGCAGAGGAGGAAUUAAAACUGAAGUCCGAAGCAGAGAAGGAGGCUGCUAGGCAGAAACAGAAAGCCCUCGACGACCUUGACAAGCUUAAGAUGCAAGCAGAAGAGGCAGUGAGGCACAUGAAACAAGCUGAGCUUGAAAAAGACAGGCAAAACAAACUUGCUCAAGAAGCAGCUCAGAAAUCAGCCGCCACUGAGCUGGAUAGCAAACGUAUGUCCUUUGUUGAAAAGACAACCAAACUUGAGGAGUCACUGCGAGAGAAGCACGGGACUGUCAUUCAACUUCAGGAGGAGGCAGAACGUCUCAAAAAGCAACACGAAGAGGCAGACAAGGCAAGGGAAGAAGCUGAGAAAGAAUUAGAAAAAUGGAGGCAAAAAGCCAAUGAAGCCCUUCGUCUAAGGCUCCAGGCAGAGGAAGAGGCCCACAAGAAAACUCUUGCACAGGAAGAUGCUGAAAAACAAAAGGAACAGGCUGAGCGGGAGGCCAAAAAACGGGCCAAAGCUGAGGAAUCUGCCCUGAAACAGAAGGAGAUGGCCGAACAAGAGCUGGAGCGGCAGAGGAAGCUGGCAGAGAGCACAGCACAACAAAAGCUUUCCGCAGAGCACGAGCUAAUCCGCUUGAGGGCUGAUUUUGAACAUGCAGAGCAGCAAAGAUCCUUGCUUGAGGAUGAAUUGUAUCGUCUUAAGAAUGAGGUUAGUGCAGCAGAGCAACAACGAAAGCAGCUUAUGGACGAGCUUUCCAAAGUUAGAAGUGAAAUGGAGAUUCUAUUGCAGAUGAAAGCAAAGGCUGAAAAGGAAAGCAUGUCUACCACUGAAAAAAGUAAACAACUCUUGGAAGCUGAAGCUGCUAAACUGAGGGACCUCGCAGAUGAAGCAGGCAAGCUCCGUGCCAUUGCUGAAGAGGCAAAGAGGCAGAGACAUGUGGCUGAGGAGGAAGCAAUGAGACAGAGAGCAGAAGCAGAGAGAAUUCUUAAAGAGAAACUAGCUGCUAUAAAUGAGGCCACCCGCUUAAAAACUGAAGCAGAGAUAGCACUUAAAGAAAAAGAGGCAGAAAAUGAACGCCUUCGAAGAAACGCGGAGGAUGAGGCUUACCAGAGAAAGGCUCUCGAAGACCAGGCGAGCCAGCACAAACAAGACAUUGAACAGAAGAUAGAACAGCUCAAGAAGUCCUCUGAAACCGAAUUGGAAAGACAGAAAUCGAUAGUGGAUGAAACUCUUAAACAGAAAAGAAUAGUUGAGGAGGAAAUUCGUAUCUUGAAACUGAGCUUUGAGAAGGCUUCAUCUGGAAAGCUUGAUUUGGAGCUCGAACUCAAUAAGCUGAAGAACAUUGCUGAGGAAACACAACUAAGUAAGCUACGGACUGAGGAGGAAGCUGAGAAGCUCCGCAAACUUGCCCUUGAGGAGGAGAACAGGAGAAGGGAGGCUGAAGAAAAACUGAAAAAAAUUACUGCGGCAGAACAGGAAGCAGCUCGACAGCGCCAGGCUGCCCAAGAAGAAGUAGAGCGUCUCAAAAAGAGAGCAGAAGAGGCCCGAAAGCAAAAAGAAGAUGCUGAUAAAGAGGCUGAGAGGCAAAUACGUGCUGCCAAAGAGGCUGCCGAGAAAGCAAUUUCAGCUGAGCAACAAGUCCAGACUGUUCUUGUUCAACAGAAAGAGGACAGCCUGGUGCAGAAAAAGCUCAAGGAAGAGUUUGAGAAAGCCAAAAUGCUUGCACAAGAGGCUGAAAAAGCCAAGCAAAAAGCAGAGAGAGAGGCUGCCUUACUCCGCCUUCAAGCAGAAGAGGCAGACCUUCAACGACAGGCUGCUGAGGUCGAGGCAGCGCAUCAAGCCAAAGCCCAGGAGGAAACUGAGAGGCUCAGAAAAGAGGCAGAGCUUGAUGCAGAAAAGAGAGCUCAGGCUGAGGCAGCAGCACUGAAGCAAAAACAGCUGGCAGAUGAAGAGAUGGCUAGGCACAAGAAAAUUGCAGAGCAGACACUUAAGCAGAAAUCUCAGGUAGAGCAAGAACUUGCUAAAGUAAAGCUGAGGUUGGAUGACACAGAUAAACAGAAAAGUCUCCUAGAUGAAGAGCUUCAUCGCCUUAAGGAUGAGGUCGGUGAUGCUGUUAAACAGAAGGCCCAGGUAGAGGAUGAACUGUUCAAAGUCAAGAUUCAAAUGGAGGAGCUUAUUAAACUCAAGCUCAGAAUUGAAGAGGAGAACCAACGUCUUAUGCAGAAGGACAAGGACAACACCCAAAAAUUUCUGGCUGAGGAAGCUGAAAACAUGAAAAAGCUUGCUGAAGGAGCUGCCAGACUCAGCAUCGAGGCACAGGAAACUGCUCGAAUGAGACACAUUGCUGAAGCUGAUCUCGCUGAACAAAGAGCACUUGCUGAAAAGAUGCUUAAAGAAAAGAUGCAAGCUAUUCAGGAGGCAUCUAAACUUAGAGCUGAGGCAGAAAUGUUACAGAGACAAAAAGAUCUUGCCCAGGAGCAAGCUCAAAAGCUCCUUGAAGACAAACAGCUAAUGCAGCAACGACUUGAGGAGGAAACUGAAGGCUUCCAAAAAUCAUUAGAAGCUGAGCGCAGAAGACAGCUGAAUAUAACAGCUGAGGCAGAAAAACUUAGACUUCAGGUGUCCCAACUCAGUGAUGCCCAGUCCAGAGCUGAGGAGGAAGCCAGGAAAUUCAAAAUGCAAGCAGAUGAGAUCAGUGCUCAGCUUCAUGCUACAGAACUUGCCUCCAAAGAGAAAAUGACAGUUGUCGAAAAAUUGGAAAUAAAGAGGUUGAGCAGUGACAGAGAAGCAGAUGAAUUGCGCAAAGCCAUUGCUGAACUUGAGAAAGAGAAAGCAAAAUUGAAAAAUGAGGCUGAGGAGUUACAGAAAAAGUCCAAAGAGAUAGCAAAUGCUCAGCAAGAGCAAAUUAAACAGGAGAAAACAAUUCUACAGCAGACAUUCAUGUCAGAAAAGGACAUGCUGUUGAAAAAAGAAAAACAAAUUGAGGAAGAAAAAAAUAAGUUAGAGAACCAAUUUGAAGAGGAGAUCAGAAAAGCAAAAGCCUUAAAAGACGAGCAGGAACGUCAGAGAAAACAGAUGGAGGAUGAAAAAAUGAAACUGAAGGCCACUCUGGAUGCUGCUCUAAAUAAACAAAAAGAGGCUGAACAAGAGAUGCUCAACAAGCAAAAAGAAAUGCAAGAACUUGAGAGAAAAAAGCUUGAACGAGAGAGGAUGCUUGCUGAGGAGAACCAGCAACUGCGUGAGAAACUUCAGCAGCUGGAGGUUGCUCAAAAAGUCACUGAGGUGACAGAAAGCAAAAGAGUCCUGAAUGGACAAAGUAUUUGUGUGGAGGUUGACAGUUUCCCUGCAUUAGCUUUUGAUGGCAUCCGCGAGAAGGUGCCUGCAAGCAGACUUUUUGACAUAGGACUUCUAAGCAAAGUGGAUUAUGAUAAGCUUCAGAGGGGUGAAACCACAGUGCAAGAACUCAGCAAGACAGACCAACUUAGAACAAUUCUCAAGGGCAAGGAUUGCAUUAGUGGCCUACUUGUUCAUCCAAAUAACAAGAUGCCUUUCUAUCAAGCCAUCAAGGACAAGAAGAUUGCUCCUGGGACAGGUCUAGUGCUCCUGGAGGCACAGGCAGCCUCUGGUUACAUAAUUGACCCAGUGAAAAACAAGAAACUAUCUGUCAACGAAGCAGUAAAAGAGGGUCUCAUUGGUCCUGAAAUUCACAACAAAAUGCUGUCUGCAGAGAGAGCUGUUACUGGUUACAAGGAUCCAUACACAGAAGCAAAGAUCUCACUCUUUGAAGCAAUGAAGAAGGGUCUCAUUGGGCAGGAUCAUGCCAUUAGAUUGCUGGAAGCUCAGAUAGCAUCAGGUGGCAUUAUCGAUCCAGUCAACAGUCACCGUGUGCCAACUGAAAUAGCUUGUAAGCAGGGUCAGCUAGACGCAGCCACCAAUAAAAUCCUACAGAAUCCCUCAGAUGAUUUAAAGGGAUUCUAUGAUCCAAAUACCCAAGAAAAUACUACAUACCAAAAGCUAAUGGAAAGAUGCAUAACAGAUCCAGAAACAGGAUUCCUUCUUCUGCCCAUCUCAGAGGAGGCUGCCUUAAAUGCCAGAACAUGCAAUGAUGAGGAAACAAAGGAUGUUUUUGACAAGACAACUGUAUCCAUACCAUUUGGAAUAUUUAAAGGAAAGACUGUUACCAUAUGGGAAAUAAUAAACUCUGAGUACUUCACGGAUGACCAGAAAAAAGAUCUUAUCCGUCAAUACAAAACAGGAAAGAUUACAGUUGAAAAAAUCAUCAAAAUAGUUCUAACUGUGGCAGCAGAAAAAGAGAAAAAGAAUGAACUUGCCUUUGAAGGCCUGAGAGCACCUGUUCCUGCCUCAAAACUACUUGAAUCCAAAGUUAUUGACAAAGACCUCUACAACAAAUUGCAAAGGGGACAACUCUGUGUAAAGGAAGUGUCUGAAAUGGAGAAUGUGCAGAAAGCCUUGAAGGGCACAGACUGCAUUGCAGGAGUAAUUAUUGAUUCCACGAAACAAACAAUGUCUUUUUAUAAUGCAAUGAAGAAGAACAUGAUGAGAUCUGAGCUCGCUCUUAAUCUUUUAGAAGCACAGGCUGCCACAGGAUACAUUGUUGAUCCUGUUAAAAAUCAAAAACAUACAGUAGAUGAAGCUGUCAAAGCAGGUGUCGUCGGCCCAGAGCUUCAUGAAAAACUUCUGUCUGCUGAGAGAGCUGUCACAGGCUACAAAGAUCCAUACACUGGAAAAACAAUUUCUCUGUUUGAAGCAAUGAAAAAAUAUCUGAUCAUGAAAGAUCGGGGUAUUCGACUUCUUGAUGCACAGCUGGCAACAGGAGGCAUUAUUGAUCCAGUUCAAAGUCAUCGUAUUCCUCAUGACAUUGCCUGCAUAAGGGGUUGUUUUGAUGAUGCAACUCACAAGUCUUUGACCAGUCUAACUGAUGAUGUUAAAGGAUACUUUGAUCCAAACACACAGGAAGAUGUGACUUAUCUGCAGCUUAUUAAAAGAUGUAUUACGGACAAAAAGACUCGACUUCAGCUUCUGCCUCUGUCUGAGCAAGCCAUUAAUGCCAAGGAAGAGCUGAAGUACACUGAGGCCCAAACCAGAGAUGCAAUGACUCAGUCAACUGUUGAGGUUCAGAGUGGACCUUUCAAAGGGAAAAAAGUAACCAUAUGGGAGCUCAUCAACUCUAACUAUCUUACAGAGGAGCAGAGGCUUGACCUAAUGAGGCAAUACAGAUCCGGUAAAAUUACAAUUGAAAAGAUCACAAAGAUUUUAAUUGAAAUUAUAAAUGUGAAAGAGAACAGGAACCCAGAAGAGAAGUGCUUUAAAGGUCUCAGGGCCCCCGUUCUAGCAAAGUCGUUGUUUGACUCCAAAAUCAUUGACAAAUUCACAUAUGAUUUGUUGGAACAAGGCAAAAAAACUCCAGAGGAGGUCAGUAAAAACAGUUUGAUCCACAAAUAUCUCCAAGGCUCUGAAAGCAUUGCUGGAGUUUACCUUGAACCUGCACAAGAGAAAGUUAGCAUCUACCAAGCAAUGAAAAAGAAAUUCCUCAGACAGAACACAGGAAUUGCCUUGCUUGAAGCUCAAGCUGCCACAGGUUUCAUUGUGGAUCCUUUGAGAAAUGAGUUUCUCAGUGUUGAUGAUGCUGUUAAAGCGGGGCUUGUUGGUCCUGAGCUUCAUGAGAAACUUCUCUCUGCUGAAAAAGCCAUCACUGGCUAUAAAGACCCAUUUACAGGCAAUAAGAUCUCCCUACACCAAGCCAUGGAGAAAGAACUUAUCCUAAAAGAACACGCCAUGCCACUCUUGGAGGCACAAUUGGCAGCAGGUGGAAUUAUUGAUCCAGUAAACAGUCACCGUGUUCCUAUUGAUAUUGCAAUCCAGAGGGGAUAUUUUAGCAAACAGCUAGCCAGCAUUACUGAAAGCAAGUACUUCUCUGAUCCUGCCAGUGAUGAGAACAUAUCUUACAAAGUAUUGAAAGACAAGUGUAUGACAGACCCUGAAACAGGAUUAAAUCUGUUGAAACUCUCUAAACCACAGGCCCCAACAGUUGUGGAGAAAACUUACCUUUACAGUGAAGAACAAACCCAAAGUGAUUUGUCCACUACUCAGAUUGAUCUACCCAUUGAAGGCCAGGGUUCUAUGUCUCUAUGGGAUGUUAUGAAUUCUAAUCUGCUGCCUGAGGAGCAAAGGACUCAGCUUCUAGAGGAAUAUCGUUCUGGCAAAAUAACAAAAGAACGGAUGAUAAUCAUUAUCAUUGAAAUUAUAGAGCAGAAGGAAGUUGUUGUAGGUGGAGGCAUUCAGAGCAACAGCACAAGACGACGCCAAAUCACCAUUGAAGAUCUCUAUAAUGCCCGCAUUAUUGACCUUGAGACCUACAACUUGUUUAAGAAGGAGAAAAAGACUAUGCACGAUGUAAUUGAGAUGGAGAGUGUUAAACAGUAUUUGUAUGGUACUGGUAGUGUUGCUGGUGUGGUGACUGAUUCCAAUUCCAAGAUCAGCAUUUAUGAAGCUAUGAAGAGAGGAUUCUUGAAGCCAGACACUGCAGUCGGUCUCUUAGAGGCUCAAGCAUCUACUGGAUUCGUCAUUGAUCCCAUCAGGAAUGAGAUGCUUACAGUAGAUGAGGCAGUGCGCAAGGGUGUGGUUGGGCCAGAAAUUCACGACAAGCUUUUGUCUGCAGAGAGAGCAGUCACCGGCUAUAAGGAUCCAUAUAGUGGCAAGGUCAUCUCCCUAUUCCAGGCGAUGAAAAAAGAACUUGUCCUAGAGGACUAUGCCCUAAGGCUACUUGAAGCUCAAACAGCUACAGGUGGAAUUAUUGAUCCAGAAUUUCACUUUCAUCUACCAACAGACAUCGCCACACAACGUGGAUACAUUAACAAAGAGACAACUGAAAAGAUGGCAGAUGAGGUUAAAGGAUAUGUCGACCCAUUAACUGAUGAUAAAGUGUCAUAUGCUCAGCUUCUCAAAAGAUGCAAGGUUGACCAAAAUGGGCUCUAUUUGUUGUCUUUAGCAGACAGAAGGUUGUUGUUCAAAGGUAUCCGAAAGGACAUUACAAUAGAGGAGUUGCUCCUCUCCAAAGUCAUUGAUGAACAAACAGUCACUGAACUUAAUGAGGGACUGUUAUCAAUGGAUGAGCUGAGCAGUAAAUUGCGGAAUUAUCUGCAGGGUUCAAGUUCUAUUGCCGGUGUUUAUGUGGAGUCCACCAAAGACCGUCUAUCCAUCUACCAAGCCAUGAAAAAGAACAUGAUAAGGCCAGGUACUGCUUUUGAAUUGCUUGAAGCUCAAGCAGCCACAGGUUAUAUCAUUGACCCUAUUAAGAACCUCAAGUUAUCUGUCAAUGAAGCCAUUAAGAUGGGAAUUGUGGGUCCAGAGUUCAAAGACAAGCUCCUGUCAGCUGAGAGAGCUGUGACUGGCUACAGAGAUCCUUAUACAGGCAAAACAAUCUCACUUUUCCAAGCUAUGAAAAAGGGCCUUAUUUUAAGAGACCAUGGAAUUCGUCUUCUGGAAGCUCAGAUUGCCACUGGUGGAAUCAUUGAUCCUGAGCAGAGUCACCGCUUGCCAGUCGAAGUGGCCUACAACCGAGGUUUCUUCGAUGAGGAGAUGAAUGAGAUCCUCAGUGACCCAUCAGAUGACACCAAGGGGUUCUUUGACCCAAACACAGAAGAAAAUCUCACUUACCUGCAACUGAUGGAGAGGUGUAUUAUAGACCCGGAUACAGGUCUUGUGCUCCUUCUUCUAAAGGAAAAGAAACAUGAGAGAAAGACUUCUUCCAAAUCCUCAGUUCGUAAACGCAGAGUUGUCAUCGUAGAUCCUGAUUCAGGCAAAGAGAUGUCCGUGUAUGAAGCCUACCACAAAGGUCUAAUUGACCAUCAGACAUAUCUUGAACUUUCAGAACAAGAAUGUGAAUGGGAAGAAAUUACAAUGACAUCAUCAGAUGGGGUAGAGAAGUCCAUAUUAAUUGACAGAAGGUCGGGUCGACAGUAUGACAUUGAGGAUGCUAUUGCAAGAGGCCUUAUUGAUCGUACUGCAAUUGACCAAUACCGCUCUGGCACUCUUUCAAUCACAGAAUUUGCUGAUAUGUUAUGUGGGAACAUGGGAGGUUUCCGUUCCCGAUCCUCCUCCUUUGGAUCUACCGCCUCUUAUCCAAUGAGCCCCAUACCUUCAAUUAAAACUCCUGCAACUAUAUGGAAUGAUCCAACAGAGGAGACUGGUCCUGUGGCUGGAAUUCUUGAUACAGACAGUCUAGAAAAAGUUUCAAUCACUGAAGCCAUGCAUAGGGGCUUAGUGGAUUCUAUAACUGGCCAGAGACUUUUAGAGGCACAGGCUUGCACCGGUGGUAUAUUAGACCCAUCUACUGGAGAGAAAUUCACAGUUGGCGAAGCAACAGAGAAAGGGCUUGUGGAUAAGAUAAUGGUUGAUAGACUCAACCUAGCCCAGAAAGCUUUCAAUGGAUUUGAGGAUCCUCGGACUAAAGUCAAAAUGUCUGCUGCACAGGCCCUCAAAAAAGGCUGGCUUUAUUAUGAAGCAGGACAGCGAUUCCUGGAGGUGCAGUAUCUCACUGGUGGCCUUAUCGAGCCAGAAGCUUCAGGACGAAUGUCUCUAGAGGAGGCAAUUCGAAAAGGUUCAAUUGAUGGUCGUACAGCCCAAAAGCUAAGAGAUGUGAGUGCUUACAACAAAUACCUUACAUGUCCUAAAACCAAACUAAAGAUUUCCUACAAAGAUGCCAUGGACAGAAGCAUGGUUGAGGAGGGAUAUGGCCUUAGGCUUCUUGAAGCUUCAUCAAUGUCCAGUAAAGGUCUCUACAGUCCCUAUAACGUCAGUGGUGCUGCAUCUGCCUCUGGCUCUCGGUCUGGGUCCAGGACAGGCUCUAGGUCUGGUUCAAGAAGAGGAAGCGUUGAUGCUACAGGUUCUGGAUUCAACAUGAACUUUUCAUCAUCCUCCUACACUUCCUCUACUUACAGCCGCAGAUUUUAAGUUGACCCCACAAUGGACCUGUCACACAGGGUCCUUUAUAUCAGCUCACUACACUUACAUAUUACAUAGAAAUGAAUUAGACAUUAAAAGAGUGCUUUUAUUUUGCCCUGCAUUUUUUAUAUGCAUUGCAAAAACUACAAGUACCGUUAUCUGUAAACAGUUACGUUUUUAUUUUCAUAUAGUUUGGAUGCCUACAAUCUUUAAACUAGUCGCUUAGCUCUAAUCGUUGUUAUCUAAUUUAAGAUAUUUUUCACCCAAUACUGACAAGAUUUUAUUUGAUAUUUCAUAUAGCAUUCAUUUCUACGUCUUAUUUUAGAAGGGGAGAGGGUGUUUCAGGUUAAUGUACCAGAAGAUAUAACUAGCUUGACAAGAAAUUUUCAAGUUGACUCUAGACUGUUAGGCAGCAAUUUCAAGAAUGUCCAGAAAUCAAUACACAUAAACAUUAACUCUAAAGAAGAACUGCUAGUAUAAGAAGCCGCAUUUUUAUCAGCUGGGUUUACUGUUAUGAAAGUCCAAUACAUAUCCCAAGUCCUUGCAAAACUUACUGCUCCUGAAUGCCAAGGCCAAGAUUCACUGUCAGUCCUCCAGUGGUGUAUUGUCCAGUGAAGAUUUGAGAUGUCUCAGAUGUCUGAUCCAUUCCACACUCAUAACAUCUGAACAGAUCUGGAUGAAUUUUAGUACUUACACUGGACUGGAAUUGCCACUCCUGAUUAAAGGCAAAAGUGGAGUGGUCUCUGCGGUUGUAUUUGCUUUGUAUAUGCUGUAGACUUUUCUGGACCCAGAUAAUAUUUUUUUGUCCCAUGUCACAUUUUUUGACAGAGGUCACCAAUUAAUAGAGGUGAACUUAACGAUGCUGCGCAUUUGGUCUUCGAUCACGAGAUAAAUGAUGCUCAACAGCAGCUCACAUCCUCAGACAUUCAGAUCCUCACUGAGACUUUACUCCUUCCAUUGCAUCUAUCAUUUGCAUGAAGACAUUAGAGGCUAGGGCUACCUUGAAGCCUUGGAUAUCAUACCAGGAACAGCCACUUUGGUGAACUGCUCCUUUAGUAUUUUGAAAUUCACCUCAAAUGAGAAAUUGACUUGGGACUUUACAUGUAGUUUUUGCAGCCCCUUUGCAGAGUUUAUUAAAAAAAAGAUUUCAAAUAAAACAUUAUGCAUUAGAUGCAUUACUCUUUGUAUUACAUGUUCAGAGAGACUACAUAUUUUUACAUUAUACAGAUAAAAAUGCAUCAUUGACUGAAUAUAUACUUGGGUUCAUUUAAUUUAGGUCAAGAUCAUUUUUCAUUUUAAAAUUUCCUGUGCCUAAACGUUUUUAAUUUCUUUGUAUUUGUCAUUUGUUGGCUAUCUACAGUAUCUUUCUUUGCUUGUUUUUUUAUUCAGUGCACUCUCUUGAAAGUACUUAUUUUUUAUGUAACAUAUUUGUUUUGCAUGUUUUAGUAACUUGCCAUAAAGUGCUUUAAAAGUUGAAGAAUAGAUUUUUUUAAUAUUACAAAUAAACUGUAUACAAAAGAUUAUAUGAGUGUAUGAAAUACUAAAUUGUGGAUGAACAGUUUUUCUUCUUUUCAUCAGAUACUGGCAAUAAAGAAUGUGUUUUUAAGGAUCAUACAAUAUUCAAGUGUAAUAAAUAUAUUUUGGAGAGAUCAUUAGAUAUCAUUAGAUGAUCAUCCAGUAAUACAGCGACAUCGUUGCUGUCAGACUGAAGCCCUGUAUUUCCAAAACUGCCAAUUAACAGGAAAUGACACUUCAUUUUUUAAAUAAUUCAACACUGCCCUGUCGAAGCUAGUCAACUCUUUAAUCGUUUUAUUUGGUUAAAUAUUUGCAAAACACCCAGAGAAACCCGAAGGUACUUGAUAAAAAAUAAUUUUGAGAUGCAAUAUUAGUAGUAUAAUCAUAUACCGUCUCAAAAGUUUGAUUGAUUUAUGACCCCACCUGUCAAAGAUCUGUCAACCAGUCACUCAAAUGGUUUAUUGCCUGUCAAUCUUGUUGACACUUAUGUUUUAUGGCUGUUGUUGGGGCUCCUCUGUCCCCCACCCUUCCUUCAGUGGGAGUAACUACAUACCCCCCUCAUCACUCCCUAAUCAAAAAAGUGUGUUUUUCAGCCUGUUUGAUUUUGCUAUAGGCUAUUUGUGAAAGACGGUUGUGUUUGUAAAUUAGAGAGAGAUAAAAUAAAUAUUUAUGUGGGGUU
Triplophysa rosa is the source of this 19352-nucleotide messenger RNA. RefSeq names its product plectin b (gene plecb). Gene Ontology annotation, molecular function: structural constituent of muscle; structural constituent of cytoskeleton; ankyrin binding. The record is from RefSeq and is a predicted model, not a curated record. Gene Ontology annotation, cellular component: cytoplasm; sarcolemma; cytoskeleton. The coding region runs from base 251 to 17167 and encodes 5638 amino acids. The transcript is spliced from 34 exons. Gene Ontology annotation, biological process: hemidesmosome assembly; wound healing; intermediate filament cytoskeleton organization. Lineage: Eukaryota; Metazoa; Chordata; Actinopteri; Cypriniformes; Nemacheilidae.